Messenger RNA from Erigeron canadensis, 2889 nucleotides. RefSeq lists its product as uncharacterized. The transcript is spliced from 3 exons. Gene Ontology annotation, molecular function: RNA-DNA hybrid ribonuclease activity; nucleic acid binding. Lineage: Eukaryota; Viridiplantae; Streptophyta; Magnoliopsida; Asterales; Asteraceae. The record is from RefSeq and is a predicted model, not a curated record. The coding region runs from base 1 to 2889 and encodes 962 amino acids.
AUGUCCAAAUUUUGUGAGUUCCACAACCGAUAUGGUCAUGAAACGAACGAAUGCAAAGUUUUUAAACACAAAGUUGAAGAAGCCAAGAAGACUGGAAAAUACUCGACACUGUUAAAAGGCAUCAAAGAGCCAGCGCCAAGGCAAAACAAUGGGAAAAAUCUUAUGAUAGAGGCUCCGGAGGCUAAGGCGGAACCGUUGGAGGAAGUAAUCGCAACAGUCCUCUCGGAAUGUCCAACAUCAAAAGGAGCAACAAUUAGAAAUGAGGCCUGGAAGAAGGUGGUCAUAAGCUUUCCUCCAAUAGAAGAUAAAGAGGCAUCGGAGGCCCCAAUCAUAAUAGGAGCCGUUGUUGGAAAUCAUCCAGUCAAAAGGAUACAUCUGGACACCGGAAGUAGGACAUGGUCACUGGGAGAGGUCACACUUAAUGUUACCAUUGGUGAGGCUCCGCGUACAAGGUCUGAAGAAUUGACUUUCAUAAUAGUACGGGCGGAGUCACCAUACAAUAUUAUACUUGGCCGACCAGCAAUGAGAAAGUUAGGAAUGGUUCCAUCUCCGGUCCAUGCAAUAGUAAAAUUUCCAACCCCAAAGGGGAUAGGAUCCGUCAAAACUGAGCCCCGACCGGAGGUCCAGUGCUCCCAAAUUCGAGCUCUGGAUUCCGGAAAGUGCUCUAAACAGAACGAAAAUUUGAAGAUAGAAACAGAAAAGAUAUUCAUCAAUGACAAGUUCCCAGACCAACGCAUUAUGAUUGGUAAACAAUUGCCAACUGAGUACAAGAGGAAGUUGAAAGAGGUUUUAAAUAAAAACAAAGAUGUCUUUGCCUGGACUCCGGCAGACAUGACGGGUGUCCCAAGAGAGCUGAAAAUAAAUGGUGAAGUUUUUGAUACCCAGCACCGGCGAAACACAAGACCACAUCUGGAGCCCAUCAAGCAAAAGCGCCGCAGCCUAGCUCCGGACAGAAGCAAGGCUGCAAAAGAGCAGGUGGAGGAUUUGGUGAAAGCAAGUAUCCUCAGAGAAGUUAAGUAUCAAAGCUGGGUAGCAAACCCAGUAAUCAUAAAAAAACAUGACUGGGGAUGGAGAAUGUGUGUUGACUUCACUGAUAUCAACAAAGCAUGCCCCAAAGAUUGCUAUCCUCUUCCAGAAAUAGAUUGGAAGGUUGAGUCACUCGUAGGCUUCAGCCUAAAGUGUUUUUUAGAUGCAUACAAAGGCUACCAUCAGAUACAAAUGCAUCUGGAUGAUGAAGACAAAAUAGCCUUCUACACGUCCGAGGGAAUCUUCUGUUACAAGAAAAUGCCUUUUGGCUUGAAAAACGCAGGAGCAACAUAUCAAAGAUUAGUGGAUAAGGCAUUUGGCGGACAAAUCGGGAGAAAUCUAGAGGCUUACGUGGAUGAUAUGGUUAUAAAGAGCAAAUGUGAAGAAGACAUGCUUUUAGACAUUGAAGAAACUCUCCGGAUGCUCCGCCACAUAAACAUGAAGUUAAAUCCCAAAAAGUGUUCUUUUGGAGUAGAAGAGGGACAAUUUUUGGGACAUGUCAUUACAAGAGAAGGAUUCAAAGCAGACCCAGAGAAGAUCAAAGAUAUUCAAAGCAUGAAGGCUCUGCAAACUCUGAAGGAGGUUCAGAGCCUCAAUGGCAAAUUAGCAGCCCUCCAUCGUUUUUUAUCCAAAUCCGCAGAUAGGACUCUCUCCUUUUUUCAAACAUUAAUGGGAUGUUUAGAAAAACAACAUUUCAAGUGGACAGAACAAGCCCAAAAGGCCUUCACGGAGCUAAAAAAUUAUAUCUGUCAAUUGCCAACGAUGACCGCUCCGGAGCCCAGAGAAACUCUCCAGAUGUAUCUGGCAGCCUCCGAGGAAACUAUAAGUGCGGUUUUGAUAACAAAAAGAAAGGGAACCCAACAACCAGCGCAUCCCAUUCAGGUCUUAACAGACAAGCCAAUUAAGCAAGUCUUGACCAAGCCAGAGGCCUCCGGAAGAUUGGCGAAAUGGGCAAUUGAAUUAGGAGAACACGAAAUAGACUUCAAACCAAGAAACUCAAUCAAAGGACAGAUUUUAGCUGAUUUUCUCGCAGAGGUUCCGACAGUCGGAGCAAAAAAUAAAAGAAAAGCUGAUAGCAUAGCAAAAAAGGAAGAACCGGAGGAACACGAAAGCAAGAAUACAUGGAAACUUUUUACGGAUGGAGCCUCCUGUGCUGAUGGUUCAGGAGCAGGGUUGAUUUUGACAAACCCAGAUGGCCAAGAAUUUUCUUACGCCUUACGAUUUGAAUUCAAAGCCUCCAACAAUGCUGCAGAGUAUGAAGCUUUACUAGCAGGUCUACGAAUAGCAAAGCAAAUGAAGGUGAAGCACAUUCAUGCUUGUGUAGAGUCCCAAAUAGUGGCUUUUCAGGUAGACGGAACGUAUGAAGCCAAAGAACCAACAAUGAAGAAAUACUUAGAGAAAGUAAGGCAGAUAAGGCAAAGUUUUGAAAGUUUCCGAAUACAAAAUGUCAGUCAGAGCCGGAACAAAAUAGCUUAUGCUCUAAGCAAACUGGCCUCCACUUCCUUCGCACACCUAACUAAAGAGGUUCUUGUUGAAACAUUACAAAAAAGCUCCAUCGAAGAAGAAGUUGUUGUGGCACCCGUACAAGAAGAAGAACAAACUUGGAUGACUCCGAUCAUUGAAUACCUGACAAGCGGUUUGUUACCCGCAGGCAAAGAAGAAGCGAGAAAAAUCCGGAUCAAGGCUCCGCAAUAUUCCCUCCGAGAUGAGGGCCUCUACAGAAAAUCUUACUUGGGCCCAUUAUUGAAAUGUGUUGGCCCUAACCAAGCAAGAGCAAUCAUCCAAGAAAUACACCAAGGAUGUUGCGGAGCCCAUGCCGGACCAAGAAUGGUGGUCGCCAAAAUUACUAAAAUGGGGUACUAA